Molecule: messenger RNA, 3390 nt
Organism: Aplysia californica (California sea hare)
Lineage: Eukaryota; Metazoa; Mollusca; Gastropoda; Aplysiida; Aplysiidae
Product: urease accessory protein D
Exons: 11
Coding region: 315-1214 (299 amino acids)
Molecular function (GO): nickel cation binding
Source: RefSeq, a predicted model, not a curated record
CCCUUCCUCGCCCAGCAGCAUGGUGUUAAGUUUAGAGCCGGUGGAACCAAACUUGCAAGUUUUGUUUCAAAUCUGGACUGAGCGGGCAGAGUGUUUUCCGUCUUAGACAGGGAAGAAAACAAGAGAGAUCAAGCAGACAGAACAACAGAGGUAAAGAAGAUAAAUAGGACCUACAAGUAGCACCCUCAAACCACCCACUGAAAGACUGAGGUGCUACCAGUUGAUUCAGCGGGCCAUGGAUUGAAAAUAUUUGACGAAAAAAGAUUCAAGUUCAAGAACCCCCAAAGAAAAAUUUCUUGUUGCUGGCAGAAACUAUGCCGUCGUUAAAGAUAGUUGGGUCUGGUCACAUCGAAGUGGAAGCUAACCUGUCAAAAUGUCAGAGUGGAGAUAAGAACAAGUUGUUUGCUUAUGGCGAGAUCGUGUCUUUAAAGUAUACUCAUCCGUUCAGAUUUUUGGCUCCUGAAAACUGCACUGGAAGCCCUUGUCGAUGGAUUUACCCUGUGACCUUUGGUGGCGGCCUUGUAGGAGGCGACAAAGUCACAGCUCAGGUCAAGGUUGGAGCUGGCUGUGCUGUAGUCGUAAGCAGUCAAGAAUCAACAAAAGUGUACCAUUGUCAAGAAAGCGGUGAGACCUCGCAGAGCCUUCAUUACUCUGUGGGAAAUGAAAGCCUUCUGUGUGUACUGAGUGACCCUGUGGUGUGCUACAAAGGUGCCAACUUCAGACAGGCGCAGGUUGUUGAUUUGUGUGCCGCUUCAAACUUGGUGUUCCUAGAUUGGAUGCUGAGUGGGCGGACUGCACUAGAAGAGCACUGGGCUUUUCAGAGGUAUUUCAAUAAGAUUGAGGUACAGAUGAAAGGUGAGGUGGUACUGAGGGAAUGCUGCCACCUUGAGGACUCUCCACUCCAGACUAAGUGCAAAACUUUGAAAGACUUUCAAGUAUGUGGGACCUGCAUCGUCCUGGGUGAUUAUGUCUCAUUUCUGUCCAGGAGCUUGCAAAACAAAUAUGGAAGGAAAAAAGAUAUUGGUGACAAGCUAGAUAAGGGACUGAUUGUUAGUGUAAGCCAGGUCACAUACACCGUGGAGGGGGAGACCAUCAACGGCUGCUACCUACGAUUUCUGGCACAGACCAUGUCUCAGGCGUCUACAGUGAUCAAAGACAUAUGUGAGCCUCUGAUCCCCAUCCUAGGAGCAGAUCCAUUUGAGAGGAAACUUUGAAGGCCACAAAAGUUACACCAUCCAGCUGAGUCAGAGACCCCUUGUCGACUGUUUAUUGUAAGAUUCCACCAUGUGCCACUUUGAAAAGUGAAGCAUGACACAGUCUUACACUGAGUUGUCUGUUUGCUUAUUUAACACUUUGUAGUCACACAGCCAGUAGUACGAAAUACCCCAUCUGGUCACCCAGUCUGGAGAGUGACUGCAACAGACUUCUCGGGCCUGUCGCAGAACUUCUUCAAGUGGACAGAACGGAUAAUUUUCACGGUCGCGUUAUUGCUGCAGGUGACUACAGAGUGUUAAGGAGGCUACUCUUGCCAGCUGUUCCAAAGACGUUAUUGCAUUAAGCUUUCACCUCUGAUAUUUUUCCAGUUAUUCUUUAAGGGACAUCUGAUAAUGGUUACUUUCUCAUGCUUACAGUAGAAGUGAGUUCUGCAGUCAGAAUUGCUUAUCUUUGAAGGGUAAACUCUAUCUAGCUUUAUUCAAAGAUGCUGAAAUUUACAGGUCUCUAGAGAGUAGGAAAGAGUAGAAAUUGAAUCUUUUUCUCCUUCAGGUGUCAGGUCUGGAACAGACAUUGACAUUCAUGGUACCUCACUCCUACCUUUCAUUUUUUUGUUUGUCGCAAAGUUGUUCAGACCAUCUGUAUAUUGUUGUUCCCUGUCUUCCUCUGCUUUUCCUUCCCUCUAUCUUUCCACUCAGCAGCUUUUUCUCAAGUAAAUUUGAUCUGAAUAAGAUCAGAAAUUUUAUGACACUAAUGUGGCACAUUUAAAAAAUGCAAAUGGGUGUAAAAGCUAUAAAAAGUGCUCUUAAGUGACUAUUUUUAUUUGCAGUAUGGUGAAUUCACUGAUAUAGCAUUCUGUAUUAUACAUAAGUGUUGUGCCAUAUGUAGUUUUAUAUUUAAAUAGUGUGAUGUAUCCAAAGAGUAUUUACCAGGGCCCUUGAAUACAGAUUGUCUCUUGCAUGAAGAUCUGUGGGAAAAAUUCCUGCCUUUGAAAGUAUCUCUUUUUGUCUGUAAAUGCAUAACACUGUUAAAGAAACAAAAGUGAAAUGUCUUACACUCCAAUAGAGUCAUUGUGAACUGUGAACUGGCAGUGUCAACGUUCAAUCUCUAUAGUAUAGAAAUUUGCCUGCUUCAAACAAGAAAGAAAACCUUUUGGACUGAGGCUCUGGCCAGAACCAGUGGGAAAAAUGACUUUUAAUAUAAUGAAAUGGAACUUUGUAAAUAAGUUAUUUGUAUCAGCAUUUUUAAAACUCAUAUUUUGUGCAUGAUAUUCAAUGUUUUACUCAGUUUUUAUCAUAAGUAUGUGCAGUGUACUCUACUUUUAUAAACAAGGGCUGAAUAUGAAUUUUUAUAUGUCAUUUAUUCCAGACUGUGAUUUUAUUACCUGAAUAUAGCUAAGAUCCAUCCUUUGUUGUUACUGUUGUUGUUAAUCUAGUAGCCUUUCGUAAGAUGCAUUCUUUUAAAGGAAGCAAUAAUUGAUGUUGAUUAACAAUUCUGUAACUUAUUUCAAAGAGUAACGAUAGCAAAACUUUGGCUGCAUGUAUUUCCAGGUAUAGCCUCUAAGAAAUUGCUUAUCAUUUUCGUAGGGCCCAAAUUAAUAAAUAGAUAGCAUUCUUUGACUUUGAUAACUCAAGCUGCAAUUUAUUGUGGCUACAGGGAGACAACUUAACAGAAAUUUGUAUGCUGUAUUACUAGCAAAUUUUAAUUGUUUUUUAAAGACUCUUGAAGGGUCUAAAAUGCUCUCCAAGCUUCAGGAAAUCUUGCUUUGGACAGUUUUUUAAGACAUAUUUUGUGUUUGCUCCUUAAGUGCGAGAUUAUAAAGUAAUGAUCUGGGCAGUAUUACUUAAUCUGCCCCCCCUCCCCCAGGAUAUAUUUAACAUAAGAUGGAGGUUUCACUAUGUGCAUGAUUGUGCACUUUACUGUACUGCCUCGUAAGCUGACAAAGUGCCUUUUUUAAUUUUUGGCGCCAAAUUUUGUUAUUUGCUAGAUCAAAAACCUGAUCAGUUACCCUACUUGUGUGCAGAAAAUCAAAGUGAAACUGUGACUAUUUUUUUAUAGAUUAGAAUUCAAAUUUUGAAGGGCCACCUUUUUUCAAUGGCUUCGCUGACAAUAAUAAUAAUAAUAAUUGCAUUUAUAUAGCGCAUAUCCAUGCUCAAUGCGUUUUACAACUAUUAUUAC